Ixodes scapularis (black-legged tick) is the source of this 1155-nucleotide messenger RNA. Its product is annotated as monocarboxylate transporter 13-like. Gene Ontology annotation, biological process: transmembrane transport. Gene Ontology annotation, molecular function: transmembrane transporter activity. The transcript has 5 exons. NCBI's taxonomy places the organism in Eukaryota, Metazoa, Arthropoda, Arachnida, Ixodida, Ixodidae. The record is from RefSeq and is a predicted model, not a curated record. Bases 1 to 1155 code for a protein of 384 amino acids.
AUGUUACGGUACUUGGACGGUCGUACAAUGACCAUGAUUGCCACGCUGUGUGCCACCCUGAGCGGCAUUGCCUGCUUCGUCUGGGACAACCUUGCCGUUUACUACGUCUUCAUUGGGCUCGUAUUUGGGGCCGCCACCGGCACGACCAUCUGCACCAACGUGGUGGUGCUGAACAGCUACUUCGCGCGUCGGAAGGCGUCGGCGAGCGGCCUCAACUUCGCGGGGGCCUCGCUGGGCAGCAUGAUCUUUCCACCUCUCAUUGCCAAGCUCACUGACUGGUACGGCCUGCAAGGCACCAUGCUCAUCAUCGGGGCCAUGGUCCUCAACGCCAUGGUGGGAGCCUUCGUGCUGCGCUCUCCGCGAGAGUCCCGAGACGCCGACGACCAACUCCCGGCCAGUCUGGGCUCGGUCGACUACAUGCUCUCCGAUCCGAUGGCGCCGGUUCCGCCGCCAGGGCCGAUCGCCUGGACCGGGAACCACGGCAAAGAACGCGCGGCGUCGUUCCUGUGGCAGCCGCUCUUCUACCCUCUCAUCUUGACCGGUGUGGUGUACGGCAUCGUCUUUAGCACCUACAUCGUGACCAUAGUGGACCACGUCCGCGACGUGUCCCGCGUGUCCAGCGGACUGGCCGCCCUGUCCGUGACGGCCAUGUCGGUGGGCGACCUGGCCAGCCGCUUGGUGUCCGGCUACAUCACGGACCGCAAGUUUAUCACCCGCGAGCAGCUCCUGGUCAUCAACUUCGGCAGCCUGGGCCUCUGCUACGUGCUCCUGACCUUCCUCACCGGCUUGUCGUAUAUCGCCCUGCUGGCUCUCGUGUUCGGACUCAACGCCGGCGGGCCGAUCAUCUCGAUUCCGGUCCUUUUGGCGGAGCACUGCGGUAACCAUCACCUGCCCAUCACGUUCGGCAUCCACCGCCUUUUCAUGGGCGUGAGCACGCUCGGCCGACCUUUCCUGAUCGGCUACUUCAAGGACACGCACGGCUCGUACAACGGUCUGUACUACCUGGUCGGCGUGUGCAGCGUCGCCACCGCGCUCCUCUGGAUGGCCGUCAUAGGCGCCGACGGUUGCAAGACGAGGCUGGCGCGCCUCGUCGCCACCUGGCGGCUCACCGACAAGGUUGCGUCGCGUCAUGAUGGCAAACCGCGUGUCUCGUGA